Messenger RNA from Williopsis jadinii, 1179 nucleotides. It is a transcript of the gene TTI2, whose product is annotated as Tti2p. Lineage: Eukaryota; Fungi; Ascomycota; Saccharomycetes; Phaffomycetales; Wickerhamomycetaceae. Gene Ontology annotation, cellular component: nucleoplasm; centrosome; cytosol. The record is from RefSeq and is a predicted model, not a curated record. The transcript is spliced from 2 exons. The coding region runs from base 1 to 1179 and encodes 392 amino acids.
AUGGAUUUGACGCUGCCGCAGUAUGAAACACAGACGAGGUUCAAAGCAGAUGCUUCAAAGGCAUUAGUUGAGAUACAAAAGCUUCUACAGGAUGAUGAUGGCUACGACACGUAUACAAUUCUGAGCUCGGUUGGUUGCUUCUGCACGACUUCACCUUGGUGUGAUGAGGCCAGUGUGAGGGUGUGCCUUGAAAUCAUCAACCGCUUGAAGAUAACACCAAAUGACUGGACCUUAUUGAGAGACUCGAUAACUCAAGAUUUCAAGCUAUUGCAGACAACAAGGGUUUCUAAAGCAGGAUAUAAGAAGAUAAAUCAAUUCAAGGGGCUCAAACCAAAGUUGGGGUUCAUCACAGAUGGACGAGAUCAGUGGAAGGAGACUCGUAUUGGCUCAAUAUCGCAUUUCGUACUCUGGCUCUCACAUAAUGAUGCGCAAGGAAUAAGAGAUAAUUGGUGGUUAAUUGCGCCAACAAUAUUGAACAUUUUGGAUGACCACGAAGGUCUUAUCAAGCUAAAGGGUGUUGAGCUCCUAUCUGUUCUGCUUGACACCAUUGAACCGAGCUAUUUAGAAACCACAGGGGUGCUAUCCAUAUUCUACGAUGCGGUCAGACCUCUGUUGUCGUAUCUACCACCAUCCACUCCAACUGAUUUGUCAGUGGAAAUACUCAAAAAGUCAUAUCCAACGAUGUUCAAACUAUUCGAAAACACUAAAGAGAGAAACAAAUAUCUGAUUGAACUUCUCAACAGCGGACUGUUAAGCUCGUUCAAUACUGUCCGUGAUAACUUCCAGACACUUAGAGUGAUUAUGUGCCAUAUUACAACGGUAAUAUCAAAAUUGGGAGAUUCAACGUUAAAGGUGUUACCAAGAUUGAUUUAUAUGAUCGGCACUGUUGUGUCGGAUCCAUUUAUUGACAUGGAUGAGGAGCUCUUCUGCAACACUGUGAAUUGUGUUAUAGCGAUUGAGCAGAACUGUUGGAUGAGACUUCCAAAUCAUCGCUAUGAUAUCUUUGCCAUAUGUUUGAUGGCUUGGAGAAGGGCAAAAACUUCCCAUACGAAGAAGAAGGUCAUCAUCGCAACAAAACUGCUGCUAUCUAUAACGACAAUAACACAAGAAGAAUGGCAGCAAGUAAUCAAAGAGAACGAAUACGUUAAGGGCUUGUUUGAUACCGUAAAGGUCGGAUAA